Messenger RNA from Vanessa atalanta (red admiral), 1438 nucleotides. It is a transcript of the gene uri, whose product is annotated as unconventional prefoldin RPB5 interactor. Bases 82 to 1416 code for a protein of 444 amino acids. The transcript is spliced from 4 exons. Lineage: Eukaryota; Metazoa; Arthropoda; Insecta; Lepidoptera; Nymphalidae. Gene Ontology annotation, biological process: negative regulation of phosphatase activity; negative regulation of transcription by RNA polymerase II. Gene Ontology annotation, molecular function: transcription corepressor activity; chromatin binding; phosphatase inhibitor activity. The record is from RefSeq and is a predicted model, not a curated record.
UUUUAAAUUUUAAGGGUUGUUCAUAUUUCUGUUUUGUUUCAAAUUUAACGUGCAUGUAAAGUUAUAUUCUUUAUCGAAAAAAUGAAUAUUCUCAGAGAUAUUUAUAGAAAAAGUUUACUUGAAAAUGAAAAGAACAUUCAGUUUUGGGAAGACUAUUUACAGAAUCUGAAUAACCUAGAUUUCACUGUAUAUUGUGAAAAAUUAAAAGUACCAAUUUUAGUUCCUAUAGGAAACAAGAUAUUAUUUCGAGGAGAUCUAAAACACACUAAUGAAGUAACUGUAGCACUCGGCGCUGACUACUUCACGAAAUGUUCCAUUAAACAGGCUGAGAUUUUGAGACAACAUAGAAUUAAAGAUGCAAAAUCUAAACUUGAAGAGUACUAUAAAGAAAAAGGAUACCUUGAAAAGCAAGUCUCAUUUGGUGAAGAAAAUCUUUAUGAGAAUGCUGGUCAAAAUUUAAUUGAGGUAUGCAGUGAGGAAGAGGACAUGGCGUGGAGGAAACAUCACAAAGAGAAAGUGAAACAAUACAAACAGAAUAACAGCAAAACACACGAAGAUUCAAAAAAUCAAAUGACUGAUGAGGAGCUGUGGUUGAGAUUAGAAGAACUUGAACUUCAGGAAGAACUAGAAAAUGAAUUAGAACAUACAACCAAACACGAUAGUAGUAUUGAUGAAAGUGAAGAAAACAGUUAUGAUUCUUUUAUUAUAAAAGAAGAUGACAUAAGUAAUAUUGAAACAGAGAAAAAAGAACAACAAGAAGCGCAUAUUACUCAUAAUAUUCCCAAACAGACGUCCAAAAUAGAUUUGUUAGAGCAAGUUAUAGAUAGACAAAAAAUGUUGGAAAUUAAAUUAACUGAAAUAAAAAAUAGGCAACGGGUUCCAAGUAAAACCGAAAAUGAUUUAUUAUCUAGAUUAGAUGAAAUAGAACAACUCGAUGAGCUGGAAGAUGAAAUGGAGAGGUUGGAUGAUAUUUUAGAAGAAAGCAGUGAUGAUGGUAGUGAACAUGGUGAGAAGUCAAACAGUAUUAAAAAAAGCAUUACAUUUGCUGAUGAAGAAGACAAUGACACAAUAGACAUCAAUUUUAAGCAUUCAGACUUUGAAUCAUCUAAAGACUCAUAUGAUCCAAAGAAAGGUAUCACAAAACCUAGCGAUAUAUAUGAUGCCUUCCCAAAUCUAUUUGCUAAUGCAACAAUAUCAAUUUUAAGGAAAUCCAAAUAUGGUAAUGUUAAUAUCCAAAAUGACAAUUUAAUUUAUGCCGAGAUGCAAAAUAAAACCCGAUCAAUUAAAAAAAUUGAAAAAAAGACAAUUUGUAUCAAUGAUGUUAUAGAAAAAACUGAUCAGAAACAAAAUAAGGUAGAUAGUGAAGAUAGACCAAAAAGUCUUUUCAAAAAAAGAAGGCAGCAACAAAAAUUAUAAUUUUUUUUUUAUUAAUGUAAUU